UUGUUCAAAAAUGAUUAUAUGUGUAUGUAACGUUCUGCAGAUAAUACCAAAUGUGUUGUGACAUAAUAGUAAAAUUAGUAAACAAUGAUAAACGACACUGUUGAACAAUGAUAUAAACGCUCAAAAAUGUUCAUAAGUUGUAUAAGUAACUUGCAUGUAAGUAGUUAGUUUAUCGUAGUUUGUUGUUAUCAAUAUCACCGUAAAAUGUAUCGAACACUUCCGAUAUUAUUCAUCACCACAUGGAUAAUGCUAUUCAGAGUUCAUCAAAAUAAUGCAAAUUUUUUGAAGUAUGGUUGGAAUUUUGUACAAGAUAUGUUCAUCGAAGGAAGCACUGCUAAUAAUCUAAUAAAACUGUUGUUUAUCGACGAUAAAAAUAUAGACAUCAGAUACUGGAAUGAGUAUCGUGGAAAUGAUAAAUCGAUAAAAAUAAAGUUUGGUUACGAAAACGAAAUAAAAAAAUAUUGGAUUCCGAAUUUACCUUUAAAAGUGAUAAUUCACGGAUGGCUUGAUUCAACUAAACAAACAAAUGGUGUGUUCAACAUUAAGACAGCUUAUGUCAACACUGGAGGAUUUAAUGUACUGACUGUGGAUUGGGGAGCUAUAUCUGCGAACAUAAAUUACCCGAUGUCAGUACUGAUGACGUCGGAAAUCGGUUCAAUGCUGGCCAAAGUGUUGGCGAAUAUUGUGAGGCUACGUAUCGUUGAACCGAAAGACAUACACCUGAUCGGACACAGUCUCGGAGCACACAUAGCCGGAGCGUGUGGUUCUUCUUUCGGUACAAAUAAAAUUGGCCGGAUUACAGGUCUCGAUCCGGCCGGGCCAGGGUUUGAGUAUGCAAAAUUUCAAAAAAAAGGACUUGAUAGGACGGAUGCUUUAUUCGUGGAUGUGAUCCAUACUUCAGGUGGAUCUACAGGCUGUUUCAAUGCUUUAGGACAUGCAGAUUUCUAUCCGAACGGAGGCAGUCCACCCCAGCCGGGCUGCUAUGAGGGCAUCAAGUUUUCGCGACUAAUUGGACUUUUAAGUUGCAGCCACUCGAGAGCAUACAGUCUUUACGAAGAUUCAGUAUAUCAUCAUAAGUCUAUGAUUGCGGUGUAUUGUUCGUCAUGGGUGCAUUACGUUAACCAUAAAUGUGAUCAUAACUUUGAAACACCGUUGGGACAUGGUGCUUUAACCAGUGCAAGAGGCAACUUUUAUUUGAGUACCAAAAGCACUGCACCUUAUGCUUAUUCAGAACACUAUAAGGAAGACUUAUAAAACUAUGUUUAUUGUUUUCAUAUAGAAGUUGUUGAGAUGUGAUUACUCGAAUUUAAAGGAGUAAAUUAGUCAAUUUUAUUUAUUAACUAUAUAUUAAUAUUAAUAAGUUUCAUAGACUCAAAGUAAUGUAUGUUGUAAUUAUUUAUAUUGUAUUUGUUUAUCACAAGGCAUUGUAUUUUUCGUAUAUGAUAUUUAAUGUUAUAAUAUAAUUUUUAUAAAAGUUCAAGCAUUGACAAUAUUUAUUAUUAUCAAAACUAUUUCGUUGGUAUGUAAUAAUGGGACUAAAUAUGUCAUAAAUAAUUAUCACGUUAAUAAUGUCGUUGUGACUCAUUCAAAACGGACAAUAGUUGUUAUGAUCCCCAAUGUUUCAAUCGAUAUUUUAUAAUUUCGUACAUAAUUUGUUCUUCCCAAUGUAUAUACGGGGUACAAUAUAUAAGUUAAUUCCUUAUUAUUAAAAUACUUAAAAGAAGAUAACAAAGUAAAAAUAUUUUUUGCUGGAGUGUUGUUUCAAUCUAACUCAUAGCAAAAUACUUAAAAAAAAAAAAAAACAGUAUAAUUAAACACGUUCCACGAAAAGCAAACUCCACGAAUAAAUCAUAUUGUAUUGGACUUCUGGAUCCUAUCAAUAUAUUACCGAAUUUGUUUUUAUUUUUUUAUAUACUCGUAAUAUUGUUCUUAGUGUUUAAUCAUAAUCGUAGUGCGCUCGAUAAAGGUAGCUUAGUAAACUGGAUAGUUUUUAUCAAACUAAUCCACCUGCGUAUGGUAGAUUUUGUUGGGUAAUUAUGUACAUAUAUUUGCAGAAACUGUUAGCUAUAUAAAUUACGUGGUGUUCGAAGUUUGGUAACUUUUUAAUAGAUAUUUUCCAUCAGAUUCUUUGACUCAAAAGAUAUUGUAUUUACUCAAUUAGCAUGGUUACAUCAUUUUAUCACCUACUUUCUAACGGUUGUAAUACUUCACUGUAUAUGUACCUAUUUUUUUUAUUUUUUUUUUUAUACUUAAGUACAAUUUUUAUCGAUAAA
Molecule: messenger RNA, 2273 nt
Organism: Sipha flava (yellow sugarcane aphid)
Lineage: Eukaryota; Metazoa; Arthropoda; Insecta; Hemiptera; Aphididae
Product: lipase member H-like
Exons: 7
Coding region: 205-1254 (349 amino acids)
Molecular function (GO): lipase activity
Source: RefSeq, a predicted model, not a curated record